This is a messenger RNA of Engraulis encrasicolus (European anchovy), 2072 nucleotides long. Its product is annotated as tripartite motif-containing protein 16-like. The record is from RefSeq and is a predicted model, not a curated record. Gene Ontology annotation, molecular function: protein binding; zinc ion binding. The transcript is spliced from 6 exons. Lineage: Eukaryota; Metazoa; Chordata; Actinopteri; Clupeiformes; Engraulidae. The coding region runs from base 49 to 1716 and encodes 555 amino acids.
CCGAGACGGAUAAAGACUUCAAGACGAGAGAAAGAAAACGGUGCAAAAAUGGCAGAGGCCAGUGUAUUAUUAGCUCAAGAUCAGUUCACCUGUGCAAUCUGUUUGGAUCUUUUAAAGGAUCCGGUGGCUAUUCCCUGUGGACACAGUUUCUGUAUGGAUUGUAUCUCAGACUGCUGGGAUCAAGAGGAUCCAAAGGGAGUCUACAGCUGCCCACAGUGCAGACAGACCUUCACUCCAAGGCCCGUUCUGGGCAGAAACACAAUGCUGGCUGAAGUGGUGGAGAAGCUGAAGCUUCUGGGACUCCAGUCUGCUCCUGCUGCCCACUGCUAUGCUGGACCUGGAGAUGUGGAGUGUGACGUCUGCUCUGGGAGAAAGCGAAAGGCCGUCAAGUCCUGUCUUGUGUGUCUGUCGUCUUACUGUGAAACUCACUUCAGACUUCACAACGAUUUGAAUCCAGGGAAGAAACACAAAGUGAUUGACGCUGCUGGUAAACUAGAGGAUCUGAUCUGCUCUCAGCAUGAUAAACUGCUGGAGGUCUUCUGCCGCACUGAUCAGACAUGCAUAUGUGUACUGUGUGUCAUGGAUGAACACAGUGGACAUAAAACUGUUUCAGUUGCAGCAGAGCGGACAGAGAAACAGAAAGAGCUCGGAGAAACACAGAGAAAAUUCCAUGACGUCAUCAACGAAAAAGAGAUGCACCUACAUGACCUCAGAAAGGCUUUAAAAACUCUUCAGUGUUCUGCUGAUGCAGCUGUGGAGAACAGUGAGAGGAUCUUCACAGAGAUGAUCCGCUCCAUUGAGAAAAGACGCUCUGAGGUGACGAAGCUGAUCAGAGAUCAGGAGAGGGCGGAUGUGAGUCGAGCUGAAGAACUCAUGGAGACACUGGAGCAGGAGAUCACUGAGCUGAAGAGGAGAGUUGCUGAGCUGGAGCAGUUCUCACAAAGUGGACAUAACAUCAGUUUUCUCAAGAGUUUCCAGUCUCUGUGUGCCUACUCUACAUCUGACACGCCAUCUACGUGCUCAGUGCAUACAGAUGAGCUUUUUGAGAGAGUGAGUGACGGCCUCACUGUGCUCAAAGAGAAACUGCAGGAUGUGCUCCACCAGGGACUACAGGACAUGACUAAAACUGAUGAACAAAUCAGCAUUUUCAGACCUUCAGAGCCUGUGACCAGAGAGGACUUCCUAAAAUAUUCCCAUCAGUUGACACUGGACCCCAACACGGCUCAUAGUAAGCUGAAACUGUCUGAGGGAAACAGAGCUGCAGAGAGGGUUAAUGUGAGUCAGUCAUAUCCUGAUCAUCCAGACAGAUUUAAUAGUGUGACACAGAUGAUGUGUUCAGAGGCUACAUCUGCCAGGUGCUACUGGGAGGUUGAGUGGUCUGGACAUGUGCGUAUAGCCGUUUCAUACAAGGGGCUGAAGAGGAAAGGAUGUAAUAAUGAUGUUAAGAUUGGCAAGAAUACAAAGUCCUGGGCAUUGCUUUGCUCUUCAUCUCAGUUCCUCUUCUUCCAUAAUAAUAUAACAACUGCACUCCCUGGUGCUCAGAUCUCCUCUAGAGUAGGAGUGUAUGUGGAUCACAGGGCAGGAACUCUGAGCUUCUACAGCGUCUCUGCCAACACUAUGACUCUGCUGCACAAAGUAGAGACCACAUUCACUGAGCCGCUCUAUCCUGCCUUUCGGCUCUACUUUGUUGGCGACAAAAUCAAACUUUGUCAGUGAUAACAAACCAGCACAAAAACACAUUCAUGUCCAUGUGCCAAAAACAAAUAUGCUGUAUUGUGAACCAUUUCAGAAAGUUCACUCUUUGCGAUAUUAAGUUUAGAUAAGACAAUUCAAUGAUGACAUGACCUUGCCUUGUUGAAAUAUGUUGUGAGGGCUAAUAGUAAAGAAAAUUAUUUGUUUGUAUGCUUGUUUGUUUGUUUCAACAUAAACACGUUAAGGGUUGCAUGUACACUAGUAUGGGUGUUCAAUAUUUUACUACUUCCAUAAUGUAAAAAUUCUCAACCAGACCCUCCUGUGUCAGUAGGGUAGCAAGGCUGUCACCCAGUGCUGUAAUGCUCUAUACAAGAAUCAGU